ACCUUGUUUUGAGGAAGUAAUGAGGCUUCGCUGCCUGCUUGGGAAAAAUCUACCUGCUGUUCUUGACAUUUAUUUGUGAGAACAGUUGCGUUUAGUAUAAAAUGAUAAACGAGUGCAGGUGCUGGAUUUUUUUUGUUGCACUUGGCUUUUUGCACGUGUAAUGGAGGUUGUAGGUGUUGUGUGGUCUGGCUCUUUUAUUGUACUCUUUCAGGUGGUUUCAUACGUAUUUGCAGAGGAGUCACUUUUGCAUGCGGUGAAAAGCACAGUGAAUUUCAGUAAAGAAAGUGCAAGAGAUGAGGAGGUCUACAGUCAUGAAGGCAAUCACAUGGAUAUUAUAGUGAAUUCACCACCACAGUUCUCUGAUCUCUUGGUUGUGGAGUUCCCAAGCUCUUCAACAGGUCCAAGGAGAAGAAAGAGAGAGUGGGCUAUUCCUCCUUUUACUGUACUUGAGAACGAUAAAGGUGCUUUCCCAAAAUGGCUGUUCAAGUUAAAGGCAAAUUUAGAUGGUGUACCUGAUGAAGACAUACGCUACAGUAUCACAGGUGAAGGGGCAGAUCAGCCACCUGUGGGGCUUUUCACUGUUACCCCAAUGUCUGGGAGUGUCAUGGUCACUCAGCAACUGGACAGAGAAAAAAAGGCUUUGUACCAGCUCAUGGCUCACGCGAGUUCAGUUACGGGGAUAAAAGUGAAGCCAACAAACCUCACUAUCAUUGUAGCUGACCAGAACGAUAAUAGGCCUGUAUUUGUUGAAAAUCCUUUUAAUGGACACGUUUCUGAAUCUGCUUCAAUAGGUCAUGAGUUUAUGGCAGUCACAGCCACUGAUGCUGAUGACCCAGAUACUUUUAACGCUGAUGUCAGAUACAGAAUUGUCAGCCAAGAUCCACUAUUACCAAAUCCAAACAUGUUUGAAAUCAACCCGGUUUCUGGAGGAAUUUAUUUAAAAUUCUUAGGUCUAGACAGAGAGAAAUUGUCCAGAUAUACUUUGGUAAUUCAGGCUGCAGAUCUUCAAGGGGAUGGUAUGAUGACCACUGGCACAGCAGUUAUUACUGUUACUGACAGCAAUGAUAACGCACCUCAGUUUGACGAAACCACGCACAUCGUAUCUGUCCCAGAAAAUCAUGUAGGGGCUGUAGUGGCCAAACUUACAGUUACUGAUGAAGAUGAACUUGGAUUACCAGCCUGGUCAACCAAGUAUCGGAUCAUUAGUGGUGACAAGGGUGGGUUUUUCAAUGUCAGCACUGGACCCAGCCGUCUAGAAGGCGUCAUAAUGACUGUAAAGCCUUUGGACUAUGAGAAGACCAAGCAGUACAUUCUGUCUGUGAUUGUUGAGAACGAUGAUAAAUUUGUUGGUCCUUUACCUACUUCAACUGCCACAGUCACUGUGAAUGUAGAAGAUGUGAAUGAGCCACCUGAGUUUAUUCCAAAGGAGCAGAUUAUUUCCAAACCUGAAGAUUUACCAGUUGGUAGUGAUGUGGUCAUUUACACAGCCACUGAUCCAGACACUGCGAGACUGCAGAAGAUAACGUAUAAAAUUAGUAAUGAUCCUGCUUGCUGGCUAACUGUGAAUCGAGAGACUGGACAGAUUAAAAUCAGAAACUCUAUGGAUAGAGAAUCUUCCUAUGUCAAAGAUGGCAAAUACAGAACUACUAUUUUGGCCGUGGAUAAUGAUGAUGACAAUCCAGCAACUGGUACAGGAACCCUGGAAAUUAAAGUGGAUGAUGUAAAUGACAACGCUCCUGUUAUUAAUGAAGAACAUAUACAAAUUUGCAAUCGGGAGGCCACAGUCUUUCUCUCUAUAACGGACAAAGAUGGACCUCCUUAUGCUGCUCCCUUUAGCAUUAGCCUCCUAGGAGACACCAAGAAAAACUGGACUGCGGAGAUGAACGAAAACAAAACUGGGAUUCUGUUGACGCUUAAUACUGUGUUGGAACCAGAUGUUUACAAUUUAGUCCUAAGGGUUUAUGAUAACGAUGAGAACUAUGAGAACAGCUCCAUUCAAGCAAGUGUAUGUGACUGCAAAGGGAAUGAUAUUGAGUGUGGAAGAAUUCCGGGAAUGCCACUCCAUGGAGGUUUGGGAAUUCUGGGAGGCAUCUUGGUCCUGCUAUUGCUCCUUCUGCUGGUGCUGUUGUUCAUGAGGAGAAAACACAGAAGCAUAAAAGAACCACUCAUUCCAGAAGAUUAUGAUAUAAGAGACAACAUCUACUGUUAUGAUGAGGAAGGCGGCGGAGAAGACGAUAAGGACUUUGAUUUGAGUGUGCUGCAUCGAGGCCUGGACAACAGACCAAAUGUGUUUAGGAACGAUGUUUCUCCUAUUUUCUUGUCAGCACCUCAGUAUAGACCUCGACCGGCCAGUUCUGAGGACAUCAGCACAUUUGUUGAUCAUAACCUGAAGGCUGCAGAUAACGACCCCACAGCUCCUCCCUACGACUCUCUGCUGGUGUUUGACUAUGAAGGAGAAGGUUCAGACGCAGGUUCACUCAGCUCCCUCAACUCUUCCAGCUCAGAAAACGACCAAGACUAUGACUUCAUCAAUGAGUGGGGCCCACGCUUCAAGAAACUGGCGGACUUGUAUGGAGGAGAAGAGGAUUAAAUGUAAAUCCUGCCUUAAACACAACAUCACAACAUCGUUAAACACAACGUCUUUCUGUAAUGCUCUGAGAGUUUCAACGCAGAGUAUGUCAGUGGUCUAGUGUCAAUAACAUACAGUACAGUGUUCAAAGGCAUUGAGGAUGUUUACAAGUCCCAAAUAUGUGACAAUUUUAUAUAAUUUUUCACUUAAAGGGAACCAAUUAUGCCCCUUUUUACAAGAUGUAAAAUAAGUCUAUAAUGUCCCUAGAGUGUGCAUGUGAAGCUCAAAAUACCACACAAUAAUUUUAUUACUUGAAACUGCCCCUUUCAGGUUUUGGUCCAAACUGUGCUGUUUUGGUGACUGUUGCUUUAAAUUCAAAUGAGAUUGUGCUCUUUUCAAAUGAGGGCGGAGCUACAAAUGCCUGUGUGUCAGCAUAAUGGCAGAUUUAAAACAGAACUAACGUUAUCUCUGUGAAAAACUGAAAAUGUUAAAAGAAGUGGCUCAGAAGAAGGUAGUCAGUAGACACUGCGUUGUUCAUAUGUGCAUCCGAAAACACAACAUUUAUAAUAUCUCUUAUGCUGUGUUUACACCAGACACGGAAUGCGCGAAUAAAUCGUGAUAUUCACACGUAAACAGACCCGUGAACAUUUUGAGUGUACUCGCUUCAAUCACGGGUCAAGUUCACUUCACAAUAGAUGUGAAUUCGCGUGAUGGGCAGGGCUUCUAUCUGCCCGGUGACUCUAGAUUCGUUGCUAACAUGGAUUUCAUUGAAAGAAUAGCUGUGUUUAUGUGCUUUAGGAAGGCUGAAAAACAGUGUCAAUUCUUUCAAUACCAUUUCUAAUUGCACUAGAUUCUUUCAGUGGUGCACCCAGCUCUGUGAGUUCAUCAACUCUCCCAGAAACUAUACCUGGGUGAUGGAGGCUUUCAGCACUGCUUUCGACUGAAACGAGCCCAGUUUGAUGAACUGUUGUCCGGUGUUGGCAAAAGGAUUUCCCCUUGGGACACCAACAACAGGCACUACAUCAUAAUCACACCCUAUAAGAGCAAGCUCAUGAUUGGUUAAUGCAGCACGAAUGUCCGCGGUAGAUUUUCCAUCUUGAACAAUUCACUUAAAAACGCGCAACUUGCGCCACUUCGUGAAUUGCAUCAUUCAUGCCGUCCCAUUGGUCCAAAACGUGCUGCAGGAUAUCUAUUCGUGUCUUUGCAUUGACUUAACAUCUAAAUCAUUUGCGCUUGAUGCUCCAUCCGCAUCUUUUGUGAACGCAGCAUCAGUCACUAACAUUAUCUUCAGCAGGGUGAAAACAAAAAGUGAAUGGCUGUUUCUCACUCAAGGUAGUUUAUACCAAUAAUGGAAAAGAUCGUCACUAGUGGGCAGGGCUUUCCGUCUCUGAUGACACAUACAAAAGCAGAAUGUCAAUCAAAGUGUUUCUGCAGUCUUUAUCGGGUGUGAUUAUUUUAAAAAAAAUGGCAUAUAAGGUCCCUUUCAAAAGAGAAUUUUACCAAAUUUGAAAGCAGCAAAACAAACACAUGUCCAAGUAAAUUUCACCACACGUGAACCUGACAAGGAGAAACUAAAAUAAACCUUUUUUAUUUAGGGUUUGUUUUCUUGCAACAGCAGCCCUUUCUCUAGGAACUAAGUUUAAUUUUAGGAGAAGCAAAACUCAACAGUUUUGGAAGUUAAAACUCCAUUUAUUUUAUUCCACAGGGAAAUUAACUUUUAAAAACAUUAAAGACAGGAAUAACACCACACAGUCUGGCUUCAAUUGUUGUGAUUAUGCUUAGUUGGUUGGCCUAGUAUAUUUAUGAAAAAAAAAAAACUUUUUAUAAAAAAUUCUCAUGGGAAAAAUGAAUGGAAUACAUUUUCUCCAGAGCCAAUGGGAAAAGGUGGGUGGAAACUAAUGCACUGUUUAGGGGCCGAGACCCCAUUGUAUCCAUACUGUAUUAACUUUUUUUUCUUUUUUGAACUAAAGUUAGUAGAAGUAAAAGAGAAAUAAAGACACAAAAAGCUGUCACUGGGUGGUACUUUUGUAGCAGCUUUAAUCUACCAGUAAGGACACUUUAGGUACAAGUGUACCUUUCGUAAAGAUAUUGAUACAAUAACCACUUUUGUACUUUUAUUUCUAGGAGAUUUGUUUCUUCAUUCUGAUCAAAUGAUCGGUCACAAUGUAAUAUGAUUUCUUACAAUAAUGCAAUGAUAGGAACCUGCAAUCAAUGAUUUUGAAAUCUGUCCUCCCUGGAAAACAAUUAAAUAGUACUGGGUUGUGGCUGGAAGGGCAUCAGCUGUGUAAAACAUAUGCUGGAUAGUUGGUAGUUCAUUCUGCUGUGGCGACCCCUAAUAAAUAAGGGACUAAGCUAAAAGAAAUGAAUGAAUGUAUAUAUAUGUGUGUGUAUUUAAUUUUAACUAUUGUGUAUUUAAUUUGUAAUAAUUUUAACCCCCCUUUGAAUUUAUUUUUAUUUAUUUUUCUUUUUAAAAUAUUUCCCAAAUGUUGUUUAACCGAGCAAGUAAAUUUUCACAGCAUGUUUGAUAAUAUUUUUUUUUCUGGAGAAAGUCCUAUUUGUUUUAUUUCAGCUAGAAUAAACGCAGUUUUUAAUUUAUUUAAAAACAUUUUAAGGUCAAACUUAUUAGCACCUUUAAGCUAUAUAUUUUUCAAUAGUCUACAGAACAAAUCAUCAUUAUACAAUAACUUGCUUAAUUAUAUAUAUAUAAUUUAUUUUUUUUUUACCAUCUGGAAUCUGUUUUUUUUUCAUUCAUUUAUUUCUUUCAGCUUAGUCGAUUAUUUAUCAGGGGUCACCACAGCGGAAUGAACCACCAACUAUUCCAGCUUAUGUUUUACGCAGCGGAUGCCCUUCCAGCCACAACCCAGUACAACCCAGAUCCCACAUUCUCACACUCAUACUGUCACCAUCACCAGACGUCUAACAUUCAUAGAUCGCUGGAGAACAUUCACAUUUACAUGGACUACAAUCCUGCCUCCAUAUGAACUACAAGUCCUGCCAGGCACCACACACACACACACACCUGUUCCAAGCCUCCAUUGAUUAGACUCACACAGUUGAAGCAGCUCAUGGACUGAUUAAACUCACAUAAAUACAGCUCACUCUGACACCCUCAUCGCUGAGUCUUGUUAUACUGUCACUGUGAACAUUUUGAUUGUUUCCUUGCCUUGCUUUCCGUGUUUUAACCUUGCUUUGUUUUAUUUGUUUUACGCUGUCAGCUGCCUGCCUUUUUACCAUCUGCCUGUGCAUUGACCACAACUCUGGAUUUCAUGUAUACAUCUGUUUGCCCCUGUGUUGACCAAUGCUUGCCUGACUAUACUGCUAAAUAAACCUGCGUUUGGAUCUGCA
Messenger RNA from Danio aesculapii, 5914 nucleotides. RefSeq names its product cadherin 31 (gene cdh31). The record is from RefSeq and is a predicted model, not a curated record. The transcript is spliced from 16 exons. Gene Ontology annotation, cellular component: adherens junction; plasma membrane; catenin complex. Bases 161 to 2590 code for a protein of 809 amino acids. Gene Ontology annotation, biological process: cell-cell junction assembly; multicellular organism development; homophilic cell-cell adhesion. Lineage: Eukaryota; Metazoa; Chordata; Actinopteri; Cypriniformes; Danionidae. Gene Ontology annotation, molecular function: calcium ion binding; cadherin binding.